Molecule: messenger RNA, 633 nt
Organism: Bathycoccus prasinos
Lineage: Eukaryota; Viridiplantae; Chlorophyta; Mamiellophyceae; Mamiellales; Bathycoccaceae
Product: 60S ribosome subunit biogenesis protein NIP7 homolog
Exons: 1
Coding region: 1-633 (210 amino acids)
Biological process (GO): ribosomal large subunit biogenesis; ribosome assembly
Cellular component (GO): nucleus; nucleolus; preribosome, large subunit precursor
Molecular function (GO): RNA binding
Source: RefSeq, a predicted model, not a curated record
AUGCGUCCUUUGGAGGAGUCUGAAGUCGCGCAAGUCUUUGAAAAGCUCUUCAAAUUUAUCGGGAAGAAUUUACGAAACGUUCUCGAAUCAUCGUCCUCGAGCGGAGGAGGAGAACGAAAAGGAAAAGGAAAAGGAAACGAUUCAGACGACGAGGAAGAAGAAGAACAAGGUGUUGGAUUUUGUUUCCGCUUACACAAACAAAGAGUCUACUACGUGAAGGACGAAAUCGUCAAACGAGCGACGAAUAUUUCUCGUGAGCAAUUGGUGACUUUAGGGCAAAACAUAGGGAAGUUCACGCACUCCGGGAAGUUUCGCUUAACCAUCGGCGCUUUAGAUUUAUUAGCACAACACGGGAAAUAUAAGAUGUGGGUGAAACCAACGUCGGAAAUGUCGUUUUUAUACGGGAAUCAUCUAUUGAAAUCCGGGUUAGGACGAGUGACGGAGAACACGCCGACGAAUCAAGGGGUGGUUAUUUUGAGCAUGAGCGACGUGCCGCUCGGAUUCGGCGUGUGCGCCAAGUCGACACAGGAGUGCAGGAAAGCGGAUCCGAGCGCGGUGGUGUGUUUUCAUCAGGCGGAUAUCGGGGAGUAUUUGAGAGCGGAGGAUGACAUGGUGCCAGGGAAGAAAGAGUAA